UACAUAUGUACAUAUAUAACUUAGACGCUUUUAAAAUAAAUAAAUCAUCAUGCAGUCCCUGCUAGUUGCAUUGGCUGCGAUCUGCAGUUUAAAGUUACAAUCCGUGCUUGGUCAUGGACGACUGAUGGAUCCACCCGCGCGCAAUGCCAUGUGGCGCUUUGGAUUUCCAAAUGCGGUAAACUACAAUGACAACGAACUCUUCUGCGGUGGAUAUGCAGUGCAAUGGGAACAGAAUGCGGGGAAAUGUGGGGUGUGCGGUGAUGCGUAUCAUGUGAAAACGCCGCGCCCACACGAGGCGGGUGGUGAAUAUGCGAAAGGGAUAAUUUCACGGUACUACGCGGCAGGGCAGGAAAUCGACGUAGAAAUCGAACUUACUGCCAAUCAUUAUGGCCGUUUCGAAAUGUUCCUCUGCCCCAAUAACAAUCCACGUCGUGAGGCUUCACAAGAAUGUUUCGAUCGCUUU
This is a messenger RNA of Rhagoletis zephyria (snowberry fruit fly), 463 nucleotides long. RefSeq lists its product as uncharacterized. NCBI's taxonomy places the organism in Eukaryota, Metazoa, Arthropoda, Insecta, Diptera, Tephritidae. The record is from RefSeq and is a predicted model, not a curated record.